UAACUCUGAGCCGGUCCCAUUCUCGCCUAAGGUUUUCAAUCGCGAGCAGUGGAAAAAGACCGAAACGAUUCCCCGGUCUCGAGAUGACUCGGAAGACGUCAACGUCGGACUUUUUGAAACAACUCGUUGGCAGACCGGUUGUGGUCAAGUUGAACAGCGGGCUGGAUUACCGAGGAGUUCUGUCGUGCUUAGACGGAUACAUGAACAUUGCUUUGGAACAAACCGAGGAGUACGUGAACGGCCAAUUGAAGAACAAAUAUGGAGAUGCUUUCAUCCGAGGGAACAACGUUCUCUACAUCAGCACUGUGAAACGCCGCGUCUGAAGCGCUAUUCGGAACUCUGUACAGAAAAUAAACCCUGAUACCGUAUGAAUUGUUCCCGCACAGUAAACGUUUGACUACCUGUUUU
This is a messenger RNA of Galendromus occidentalis (western predatory mite), 408 nucleotides long. RefSeq names its product U6 snRNA-associated Sm-like protein LSm6. The coding region runs from base 84 to 323 and encodes 79 amino acids. The record is from RefSeq and is a predicted model, not a curated record. The transcript has 3 exons. Gene Ontology annotation, molecular function: RNA binding. Lineage: Eukaryota; Metazoa; Arthropoda; Arachnida; Mesostigmata; Phytoseiidae. Gene Ontology annotation, biological process: maturation of SSU-rRNA; mRNA splicing, via spliceosome. Gene Ontology annotation, cellular component: nucleolus; U4/U6 x U5 tri-snRNP complex; P-body.